CUGCAGACAGAUGUCAAGGCUACGUUGUGGGUGGCAGCUGCAGCAGAAGGCAGCUCCAAAGGACAUGCAGAAGAUGUCACUGAGGUUUAUUUUCCUUCUUGGAGGACUGCUUGCUCUGCCCCUGUGCUUGGCUGACACAGGCAGUGAUCCCAUUUCCUGUGUCUUCCCCUUCAUCUACAAGAAGAGCGCCUACUCCUCCUGCACCAAGGAUGGGAGCAGCAAGGGAACUCCCUGGUGUGCCACAACAAGCAGCUACGAUCUGGAUGGUAAAUGGAAGUAUUGCACCUUGCAAGAGCAUGGGGGCAGCUCAGGUGGCCAGCCCUGCUUCUUCCCUUUUUUAUACAAGAAACGAUCAUUCUACACCUGCACCAAUGAGAACACGAAGGAUGGGCAAUUCUGGUGUGCCACCACAGACAGCUAUGACCGUGACCAUCGUUGGAGCUACUGUCCUGACAUCAUGCUGAGCUCAAACCCAACAGGACCCUGCGUCUUCCCCUUCACCUACAAGGGUCAGACCUACACCUCCUGCACAACUGAUGGGUCAUCCAAAGGGCUUCCAUGGUGCUCUUUGAGCAGCAAUUAUGAGCAGAAUCCCAAAUGGACAUACUGCCAGGCCUCUGUGUCUGGUACAAACAGUGGGAACCUCCCUUGCGUCUUCCCAUUCAAAUACCAAGCCAAGCUGUACCAUGGCUGUACAGAUGUUGGCUCGCAAGAUGGGAGGUACUGGUGCUCCUCCACCAGCAACUAUAACAAUCAGUGGCACUACUGUUCUACGGCAGAGUAUGGAGGAAAUUCCAAUGGUGAAAGCUGUGUUUUUCCUUUCAUCUACAAGAAACAGCUAUUUUAUAGCUGCAUCAAAAUAAAUGAUAGUGCUGGAAAUCUGUGGUGCGCUACAACAGGCAAUUAUGAUCAAGAUAAACUCUGGAGCUAUUGCCCUGAAACCUAUAUAUCCUGGAAUAACAGAGAGUCCAAAUGUGUGUUCCCAUUUAUUUACAUGGACAAGUUGCACCAUUCCUGCAUCCAGAGUGAGAGGCUGCCUGGAAAAUUCUGGUGUGCUACAACAAGCAACUAUGACCAGCACAAAACAUGGAGUUUAUGCUCCUACAUUGAUCCCAGACAUUCCUCUGAGAAAUCUUGUGUUUUUCCUUUCACCUAUAACGGUCAGCAAUUCAAUGAAUGCACCAGCCUGAAUGAGAGGAAAGGGAAGCUCUGGUGUUCCACUACUGAUAACUACAACAGAGACCACAAGUGGCGCUUCUGUCCUAUGUGAUGUGAGGAAAGGAUGAAAGGAGGAAUGGGCAUUGCCCAGCUGUUUGGCCCUGCCUGGAAUCCCUUAAAACCCGUUCUGUCACCAACUGCUUAGCUUCACGCAAUCCAUUUAAUGUGAGUUGCUUUAAUUGUAUGCACAGCGUUAUGCAUUUUACCAGGCUUACAAUAGCUACUAAAUCUUAAGAGUCAGUUCCAUCA
Messenger RNA from Struthio camelus australis, 1467 nucleotides. RefSeq names its product epididymal sperm-binding protein 1-like. Gene Ontology annotation, cellular component: cell surface. Gene Ontology annotation, biological process: sperm capacitation. The record is from RefSeq and is a predicted model, not a curated record. Lineage: Eukaryota; Metazoa; Chordata; Aves; Struthioniformes; Struthionidae. Gene Ontology annotation, molecular function: heparin binding.